This is a messenger RNA of Cyanistes caeruleus (blue tit), 1126 nucleotides long. RefSeq names its product gem nuclear organelle associated protein 2 (gene GEMIN2). Gene Ontology annotation, cellular component: spliceosomal complex; SMN complex; nucleus. The record is from RefSeq and is a predicted model, not a curated record. NCBI's taxonomy places the organism in Eukaryota, Metazoa, Chordata, Aves, Passeriformes, Paridae. Gene Ontology annotation, biological process: spliceosomal snRNP assembly; spliceosomal complex assembly.
CACCCAGGACGCCCCAGGAGUAUCUGAAGCGCGUCCAGAUCGAAGCAGCUCGAUGUCCUGAUGUGGUCGUGGCACAAAUAGAUCCCAGGAAAUUGAAAAAGAAGCCAACAGUAAACAUUUCAAUUUCUGGAUGUCAGCCUGCUCCUGAGGGAUACUCUCCAACACUCAAGUGGCAGCAGCAGCAAGUGGCAAAUUUCUCAGCUGUUCGUCAGAGCCUGAACAAGCACAGGAAUCACUGGCGGUCACAACAUUUGGACAGCAAUGUUACUAUGCCAAAGUCUGAGGAUGAAGAAGGCUGGAAGAAGUUCUGCCUCGGUGAAAGAGUAUACUCAGAAAUAGAUGCACUAUCUGAUAAUGAAAAUUUAGGAAUUGAUUACACAAAGGUGGGCUUUCCCCCUUUGCUAAGUAUUGUAAGCAGGAUGAAUCAGGCAACAGUAACCAGUGUCUUAGAAUACCUGAUAAGCUGGUUUGGAGAGAAAAAAUUUACUCCAGAACUGGGUAGAUGGCUUUAUGCACUGCUGGCAUGCCUUGAAAAACCUUUGCUACCUGAAGCUCACUCCCUUAUUCGACAGCUGGCAAGACGAUGUUCAGAAGUCAGGGCACUGGAGGAGAGCAAGAAUGAAGAACAAAUAUCAGCUCUGAACUUGAUAAUCUGCUUAGUUAGCAGGUACUUCAAUCAACGUGACCUGGCUGACGAGUCGUCCUAGGGUGUUGUGGGAGCAUGCAGUAUUUUGCAUUGCCACAGUACAAACAGCACUAUCAGAGUUAACAGCGAGACACUGCACGGUUCAGACCUGAAGUAUUACACAAUCCCUUCAGAACACCCUCACACUAAGGCAUUUGGGACAGCUGUGAAUAAGUUCAGCUGAAUUUUAGCUGAGAUUGACGUCUCCAAUACCAUCAUCACCAUCAUCAUAAAGUGGUAACUGAAGUGUUCAGCAUCAUCUCUCAAGCUCCUGUCUUUGUAAACUACAUGCCUGGUUAGAAAUUUCUACGAUCUGAGUAAUCUACAGACACUGCUAUUAGGUGACGUCUGAGGUUAUAAUACAAAUUAUUAUUCUUUUUCUAACAGACUUAUUGAGGACUUUUUUAAUAAAACUAUAGAAAUUUAAAGACUGUUCUUAAA